AUUUGUGGUCUUCAUUCAUAUAGGAUAUUAUCAAACCAGAGUAUAGAGUUAUUGCUAGCGCAUAUCAAGUUCCUCUUUGUUUUGCUCAUCUCAAAUUGAGAAGCGUGGAUUUUCAUGUCCUUAUUUUGACAAGUUAUGAGAUAAAGGUGUAUUUGGCUUUGACGGGGAAAACCAAACAAAGUAGACAAAACAAACAUGAACUUUUAGUGCAUGAUCUUCAAAUACGCCUAUAUAAGUGCGCGCUGAACAAGGAAGGAAAUUAAAGAAUGGCAGAGGUAGUUUCUGGUGCUAUCCAAAUAUUAUUCACAGUAAUAAACGAAGAAGUGUCCUUAAUAUCUGGUCUAAAAGAUGAUAUAGUUGCUAUACGUGAUGAGUUGAAUAGCAUCAAACUCUUACUUAAGAAUGCAGAAGAGAGAUCAGAUGAAGACGACUCUGUAAAAGAGUGGGUGAGACAAGUAAGAACAUUUGCUUACGAAAUAGAGGACGUAAUUGAGGAAUAUAAGCUUUUACAGAAAGGAAAUGAAUUACUCAUUAACAAGGUGAAGAAGAUUGUACCAUUAAACAAGCGAACCAUUGCUAAAAACAUUCAAUCUUUACGCAAAAAGGCAGUUGAUAUUGGUCAGAGGAAAACAAACUACAGAUUCGAUAAUAUAAAUACUAGUACUACUGUCAAUUAUCAGCAACAACAGUUAAUACUUUCUGUGGGUAUGACUGAGGAAUCUGAACUUGUGGGUGCUGAAACUGCUAAAGAGGAUUUGAUUGGAUUACUGGGUUUGCUGGAGUUUGAGGAAUCAUCAUCAAUUUCUACAAUUGCAGUGAUUGGGACGAGAGGAAUUGGAAAGACGACCGUUGUUGGUAGUGUUUAUAAUGAUGAAAUUGUUAGAGAUUACUUUCCUAUUCGUGCAUGGGUUCGUGUUUCGAGAAAUUACAACCAUGUUGACCUAUUAAGGAGUAUGUUGAGGCAGUUCUAUGAAGCUACUAGUGAGGUUGAGCAAUUUCGGAGGUUUACUUGUUAUGAUAGUGAUGUUAACUUCUCAAGAACUUACCCUGCUCUUGAAGGAAUUGAUUCAAUGGAAGAAAGACCCUUGCUGUGUCGAUUAAAGAAGUUUUUGUCAGAGAAGAGGUACUUGGUCGUUUUCGACGACGUACAAGAUGGAGAGUUAGCCUCUUAUGUGAAAAAGGCAUUACCAUACAAUGAUGAUAAUAAAGCUAGCAAAAUAGUAAUGACCACACGCAAUGAAAAUGUGGGCCGUGCAUGGGUUGACGGGUCAGAACACGGGCUAUACAAACUCAAGCCCUUAAAUUCAAUGGACGCAUGGAAACUGUUCCGCAAAAGGGCAUUCAAAAACAAUCAAGGAAAUAAUUGUCCAUCAUUUUUGGAUGAUUUAGCACAGGAAAUCGUCAAAAAAUGUGAAGGAUUACCACUCAUGAUAUCAGAAAUGGGUUGUUUUCUAUCUACCAAGUUAAAUAGCUUGGAAGAAUGGAAAAAAAUGAGUCAAAGUCCUGGGUUUUGCCUACAACAAGAUCAUACAGGAAUUUAUAAGCUCUUAAUCAAAAGCAGUUAUCAUGAUUUACCCCAUUACCUGAAACCAUGCUUUUUGUAUUUUGGUCUGUUUCCAGAAGGUUACAUGGUUGGGAAAUCGAGAAUUAUUCGUUUAUGGAUAGCAGAAGGUUUCAUCAUUCUUGAAGGAGGAAAUAUAAAUGGAGGAUCUGGAUCUAACAAUAUAACACCAGAAGAACUUGCAGAGAAGUACAUUAAACAACUUGUUGAUAUGAAUUUGGUUCAAGAAUUCACAGAUGCUACUGGAAAAACUAAGAAUCUGCGAGUCUCUAUAGUAUUGUGUGAGAUGAUCAUUUCCAAGGUGAAAGAGCUGGGUUUUUGUCAAAUUCCUUCGAAUUCAGAGAUUACUGAAGAAUUUGUACAGCCCCACGCGCGUCGCUUGUCCAUUCACAUGGACCACAGCUUUCAUGAUGCAGAUCAUCAACUCAUGCAGAGUAUUACAAAACGGAAAUCCAGCAUCCGGUCUCUUCUUUAUGCAAAAAUGUAUCUACAGCCUCAGGUGUCGACUAAUUUAUUCUCGAAAAACUUUCUUCUACUGAAAGUUCUUGACUUUUGUAAUGCUCUCAUAGAUUACCUUCCUAAAGAAGUGGGUGAGUUACUUAACUUGCAUUAUUUAAGCCUAAGAAAUACUCAAAUUAAGAGGAUUCCGAAUUCCAUUGGUAAGCUUCAAUAUCUCCAGACAUUGGAUUUGAAAGGAACUCCAGUUUACGAGCUUCCUGUUGAUCUUAACACGCUCCACAAGCUUCGUCAUCUUCUUACAUAUUGCUACAAGUAUGAUUCUGGGUUUAGUCUCCACACCCAGAAGUUGACAGGGGUGAAAUUACAGGAAAAAACAUUGGAGAAAUUUGGGGAAUUACAGAAGCUAGCAUUUGUUGAUGUGGGUCAUACUCAAACAAAUAGUGUGGUCAAGGAGUUAAGAAAUUUGAGGCAAUUGAGAAGACUAGGAAUAACAGAGCUUAAGUUUGAAGAUGGGAAAGAUCUUUGUACUGCAAUUGAAGAGAUGAAGUUCCUUGAAACAUUCAGUGUAUACACGAAUGAAUUCAUUGAUCUUGAUCAUUUCCAAUCAGCUUCUGAACUGAUACUAAAACGCCUCUACCUGAAUGGACCAUUGAAACAGCACAACACUGGCUGGAUCUUAGAACUCCAUAGCUUAGUGAAAAUCCGAUUAAGGUGGUCACGUUUAGAAGAUGACCCUCUUCAUAUCCUGGAAACUCUGCCAAAUUUAGUGGAACUUCAAAUGUUAGAGGCAUAUGAUGGUGACAACUUACACUUUGGAAAUACUGGGUUCAAGAAGCUUAAGAUACUACAUCUUCUUGAUCUGGGUAACCUUAAAUCUUUGUCUAUAUGGAAAGGUGCUCUGCCUCUGCUUCAACUAAUGGCUAUUGGCCAAAGCAUGAAACUGCAGGUGCCACUGGGAAUCAAGCACCUUUCAAGACUGGAAACACUCAAUUUCUUUGAUAUGCCACUGGAUUUUGCUCGUAGUCUUCAACAUAAUGGGAAAUUUCAUUCCAUUGUUAAGCAUGUACCUAAUGUGUUGUUUCAGAAGAGUGACCAAGGGAUCUGGGAAACUUGCUUCCUUUAAUGAUCAUCAAAUCAUGCAGAAACAGAAUGUAGAAGCAGAAUGCUCAUACUAAAACUACAUUCUGAUUUCUCCCAUCCGGGAUUUGUUGCGGAUGUAUUAUUGGAGGAUAGACCUUCCCUGGACACUAUUGUAUAUUGUUAAACUUUUAAUACUUCAUCCGUUUCGGAAAUAUCGCACCAUUAUUUUUUACACUAUUGACGUUACGUCUUUGGCCAUUUUUUUGUGAUUCAUACGUAAAGAAAUUUUAGUCACGUGGGGUCGUGUGAGAUACAUAUUGAUAUAUAUUUUCAAAAUAUUAAUUUCUUAUAAUUUUUACUUGCACACGAUUUGAGAUAUUAAGAGUCAAAGUAAUGGUAGAGAAGUAAAAGUCAACUAUGGUGCGAUAUUUUCGAAACGGAGGAAGUAUAUCGUUCCAAGCUUGCAUAAAUAAUAAAAAAAGUUAAACAAAAAUUAAAAAAUGAUUCUGUGUUUAGAGCCUAAUAUCAGAUAAUUAAUUAAUUGCUGCAAAUGGAACCGUACAUUGCAUUACUUGCCUUUUUUAAUUUAGAAACUAGUUUUUACAUUAAUGAUAUUCAUAUUUACUUAUAUUGUUUUUUUUUUUUUCAAUGAUAACAUGAACACAUGUAAUAGCUUACUGGUAAAGGCUUUAUCCUUUAAACUAACGAUCAUGGUUUCAAACCUUAUGAAACCAUAUUUGAUAUUUUAAUAUAUAAUAUAGAUACUACAGCAACAGUACAUUGGAUUACUUUCUUUUCCUUACCUUUUUCACCCUUUCUUGAUUUUAUGUUGAUGCAAACACAAGGUUAUC
Molecule: messenger RNA, 3951 nt
Organism: Spinacia oleracea (spinach)
Lineage: Eukaryota; Viridiplantae; Streptophyta; Magnoliopsida; Caryophyllales; Amaranthaceae
Product: disease resistance protein RPM1-like
Exons: 4
Coding region: 267-3143 (958 amino acids)
Biological process (GO): defense response to other organism
Molecular function (GO): ADP binding
Source: RefSeq, a predicted model, not a curated record